GCGGCUCGAAGAUGUCCGCUCCAUCUCCGACUAUCUGAAGCCGUUGAUAGAGUUCAUGUCGUCUCUUGCCGAUAAUGAGCGGGUGAUUCUCGUGGGUCACAGCUUCGGUGGCAUUAGCAUUUCCGUCGCCAUGGAGAGGUUCCCGACAAAAAUCUCUGCCGGCGUCUUCAUCUCCGCAUACAUGCCUCACCACGAGUCUCCACCUGCAGUUCUUAUACAAGAGGUGUAUCCGGGGGUGGCCUCCACUGUACCAAACGAAUUUAUUAUACACCCGAAAAAGGAAAGAUUGGAGGAAAAUGUGUUGAAAUAGAAACAAAAUAUGGAGAUUUGAUAUG
Messenger RNA from Tarenaya hassleriana, 335 nucleotides. Its product is annotated as methylesterase 10-like. The coding region runs from base 56 to 310 and encodes 84 amino acids. The record is from RefSeq and is a predicted model, not a curated record. Gene Ontology annotation, molecular function: methyl jasmonate esterase activity; methyl indole-3-acetate esterase activity; methyl salicylate esterase activity. Gene Ontology annotation, biological process: jasmonic acid metabolic process; salicylic acid metabolic process. The transcript is spliced from 2 exons. Lineage: Eukaryota; Viridiplantae; Streptophyta; Magnoliopsida; Brassicales; Cleomaceae.